UACCAGUGUAGCGCCCGGCAUCGCCGCGGCGAGUUGGUCCGCCCAGUUCGCGUUUCGCAGCCAUGGCGUGCGCCGCCAUCUGUGUCCUCGUCUUUAUUUACGUGCUUUGCUGCGUCGUCCGUCCUUCUUCCCCGGCAGCAAUGUGCCCGCCCCUGCACUCCGACACUGUGCAGGUGCAGUGCCUUCAGGGGUCCGAGCCCUUCAACUGCACGGCGCUGUCGUCCCCACCCGGCACCCUGGCCAAGUUCCAGUGCAGGGCCUUGCACCAGCCCUUGUUCGGCUUUCCGCCCCCCGCCGGCUUUGAGUCCAGCUGUGGCUCGAACGGAGAGUGGAGCGUCCGACCCUUCCGUUGCGUGCCCAUAUGUGGCCGCCCCACGGGCAGACCGUCGGCGCUGGUUCGCGACGGAGAAGUGGUGACUUCGGCCGCGGACUACCCGUGGCACGUGACGGUGUACGACUUGACGCUCGACCUGAAGCAGAUCUGCGGCGGCUCCUUGGUCACAACCAAAUUCUUCAUUUCAGGUAACAGCGAAUCAGACGCCCCCUUGCAGUGCACUCACAACUCGCGCUUAACCUUAUGA
Thrips palmi is the source of this 581-nucleotide messenger RNA. Its product is annotated as limulus clotting factor C-like. Lineage: Eukaryota; Metazoa; Arthropoda; Insecta; Thysanoptera; Thripidae. The record is from RefSeq and is a predicted model, not a curated record. The coding region runs from base 63 to 581 and encodes 172 amino acids. The transcript is spliced from 3 exons.